Drosophila mojavensis is the source of this 1992-nucleotide messenger RNA. Its product is annotated as transmembrane protease serine 9. Gene Ontology annotation, molecular function: serine-type endopeptidase activity. Bases 25 to 1923 code for a protein of 632 amino acids. The transcript is spliced from 5 exons. Gene Ontology annotation, biological process: proteolysis. The record is from RefSeq and is a predicted model, not a curated record. NCBI's taxonomy places the organism in Eukaryota, Metazoa, Arthropoda, Insecta, Diptera, Drosophilidae.
AAAACAAAUUAUUUUGCUGGCAAAAUGUUUGCAUUUUUGCGGAUUUUAUUACUUUCUGUGCAUUUGUUGCAUUUUAAAACGACAUUAGCCGAGGUUGUGCCAUCGAUAAGACCAACAGCAGCAACAACAACAACAACAACAUUAUCGGAUCAAAUUCUACACACAAAGGCUGUUGAGUCCCUAGCCGCGUCCAAUGCCACAUUCGAACGAGACUUUAAUGGCCACGAGGAUGCAUCUUUAUCUGCAGGCUCAGCCAGGCAGCAGCGACAACUUCUAUUUGAUCCGAGCUUGUUUCUACUGCAGGCCAGUCUGGCCAAUGCUGGAAUCUGGGAAGGCUCGAGGUGCUUAACCUCCAGAGCCCAGCCCGGCAGUUGCGUUCGCAUCGACAGCUGCCGAUCGUAUUAUCGCGUGGUGCGGCAAUUAUCGAUCCUAGCAGUGCGCCAGUGGCAACCGCCCAUUGGUUCACUCGGAUUUGGCUCUGAUAUAUGCAACUUUUACGAUCAGCUUGGACGCAUUAACAACGGCAUAUGUUGUCCAAGCAUGGAUACCAAUCCAUUGGGCGGCUAUCCAAUGCCGACGACAACAACAACGACGACGACAACAACGGAGAAGCCCUCCGUGGGUAUCGAUGAGAUUGAAGAGGCUGAUGACGUGGAGGAGCCAGAUCAGCCGCAGGACAAUCUGAAUCCCGAUGAAAAUGACAAAGACCCAAUUGAUACUGUUCAAAAUAGCGUUGAGGAUAUGCCCGACUUUCAGGAUAUCAACCACAUUGAAGCCAAUGCACCCGAGCUGCAGCCAGCGCCAACACCAUCGACCACGCUCCCCACUACCGCCGUGAAUCCCUACCAAUGGCCCUUCGGCAACUUUGCCGGUGGCUUUCCACAGUGGCCGCCGCCAUUGCCCACCCAUCCGCCCAGCGUUGGGGGUUGGCCACCACCGAUACCGACACACCCACCGAACCAUCAGUAUCCAACGCAUCCGACCUCACGACCCAUUGGCACCACAACAAGCUCGGGGCUAACUACUCGGCGUACAACGCCACGCCCACAGGGCAGACCGCCAACGACCACGCGUCGGCCCAGCUAUCCGACGACAGCAACAACAACAACGACCACACGCCGUCCAACGACUGGCUACAGUCCUGAAGGACUGCCGCUGCAGUGCGGCAAGAAGAAUCCCGUGUCGCCCGACCAGGAGCGCAUUGUUGGCGGCAACAACGCGAGUCCGCAUGAGUUCCCCUGGAUGGCCGUGCUCUUCAAGUCCGGCAAACAGUUCUGCGGCGGCAGUCUAAUAACCAACAAUCACAUUCUCACGGCAGCACAUUGUGUGGCAAGAAUGACCUCAUGGGAUGUGGCCGCAUUGACAGCUCAUCUGGGUGACUAUAACAUCCGCACGGACUUUGAGGUGCAACACGUUUCACGUCGCAUCAAACGACUCGUGCGGCACAAGGGUUUCGAAUUUAGCACCCUGCACAAUGAUAUUGCCAUUUUGACGUUGAGCGAGCCCGUGCCCUUCUCUACCGAGAUCCAACCGAUUUGCUUGCCCACCUCGGCAACCCAAAAGGCUCGCUCCUAUAGCGGACAGGUGGCGACGGUCGCCGGCUGGGGCAGCCUGCGCGAGAAUGGACCUCAGCCAUCGAUUCUGCAAAAGGUGGACAUACCAAUCUGGACGAAUUCGGAGUGCGCUCAUAAAUACGGACGUGCUGCGCCCGGCGGCAUCAUCGAAUCUAUGAUCUGUGCUGGUCAGGCGUCCAAGGAUUCGUGCAGCGGCGACUCUGGUGGCCCGAUGAUCGUCAACGAGGGCAACCGAUACACACAGGUGGGCAUCGUCUCGUGGGGCAUUGGCUGCGGCAAGGGCCAAUAUCCAGGUGUCUACACUCGUGUCACCUCGCUGCUGCCAUGGAUUUACAAGAACAUCAAAUGAACUAAGUAUUUUGCAUAGAUUAAGUCGUGAUAUUGAGACAACUUUAAUAAACACUAUGAAGAGCACCCA